UUAAUGCUGCCCGUUGAUUGGGAAAAUAGAUAUGUACAUGUAUACAUGUAGUCUCAUCAGUGUACAGCUGUGAAUCAGAGGAACUCAGUAGUGGUACAUCCUCUAUCUCCCCGCUCCGUGUCAGCCAGAUUUAUGUCACUAAUUUGUGAAGUGUUUCUAUGUAAUCCUGUUUGAUUUUGAGCGAUUUAUAUGUUUUCCUACUCGAUAUUCUGCCUUUAGCCUAAGUUCUGUGGCUUGGUACUCAGACCACUGAGCUAGCAGUGGGCUUAUAUUGAUUUGAAGUUUUGUAUUUGCCGAGAAUAACUGGUAUAAAAGCCGUGUAUUAUAAUUUGUAAACAUAUUUACGUUAACAUGGCGUCUUCUCUGGACCAACUAAGGGAACUAACUACGGUAGUGGCGGACACUGGGGAUUUCGCAGCCAUGGCCAAAUUUAAACCAACAGAUGCCACAACUAACCCCUCCCUUAUUUUGGCUGCUGCUAACAUGGAAGCCUAUCAAGGACUCAUCACAGAUGCCAUUGACUACGCCAAGGGUGUGGGAGGGUCAAUUGAUGAACAAGUUACAAAUGCAAUGGAUAAAGUUUAUGUAAACUUUGGAUGCGAAAUUCUAAAAAUCAUCCCUGGUCGCGUGUCAACAGAAGUUGAUGCAAGGUUGUCCUUUGAUAAAGAGGGAUCCAUUACUAGGGCUAAGAAGCUGAUUGAUCUGUAUAAACAGGCAGGAAUACCCAAGGAGAGAAUUCUCAUCAAGUUGUCGUCAACAUGGGAGGGGGUGGAGGCUGCAAGAGUGUUGGAGAGUGAAUAUGGCAUCCAUUGUAAUAUGACCUUACUUUUCAAUUUUUAUCAGGCAGUGGCCUGUGCAGAAGCAGGGGUGACAUUGAUUUCUCCAUUUGUGGGAAGAAUUUUCGACUGGUUUGUCAAGAACACAGAUCAAAAGACCUACAGUAUGCUUGAUGAUCCUGGGGUUAAAAGUGUGACGAAGAUUUACAAUUAUUACAAGAAAUACGGCUACAACACGGUAGUUAUGGGCGCUUCCUUCAGAAACACAGACCAGAUUCUGGGACUGGCCGGAUGUGACCUCCUUACCAUCUCACCUUCAUUGCUGGAUAAAUUACAACAGACAACGACAGAAGUCAAGGCUUGUCUAACGCAGAAACAAGCUCAGAACUUGGACAUUGAAGAGGUGACUGUAAAUGAGAAUAAGUUCAGGUGGGAAAUGAACGAGGACCCCAUGGCAACAGAGAAGUUAGCAGAAGGCAUCAGGAAGUUUGGAGCAGACGCCAUCAAACUUGAAAAUGUGCUGAGGGACAAAUUGCUGCAGUAAUUCAGGGGGAGAUCUCAAAAUUCAAAUGCCCAUGCCAUUUUACCAUACCUAUUGUGAUUUUAAACUGUUAUUAAGUGAACCAUUGAUUGAUUGUUAGUGUGAUGUGAAUAACCUAAUGGUAACUAUUGUCUCUAUGAAUUACACAUUUUUUUCAUGAUUAUCAUAAAUAUUCAUGUAUACAAUUUAAGAGCUAUUUAGUGUUGUUUUUUUUUUUAGAUUUUGAUUUCUAUUUAUACAGAUGAUGAAAUAUAACAGACACUACAUAUGAAUAUGUUUGUCGAAACAAUAAAAAAAAAAUGAUUACAAUUGUUUUGUACCAUGUAUUACACUGUAUGAUAUAUUUUAAAGUAUAUAAUCAUAUCAUAUAUAGGAAAAUUCUAGUAAAUUGUAUAUUUUGAA
Ostrea edulis (European flat oyster) is the source of this 1719-nucleotide messenger RNA. RefSeq names its product transaldolase-like. Gene Ontology annotation, cellular component: intracellular anatomical structure; cytoplasm. Lineage: Eukaryota; Metazoa; Mollusca; Bivalvia; Ostreida; Ostreidae. Gene Ontology annotation, molecular function: transaldolase activity. The transcript has 9 exons. Bases 352 to 1320 code for a protein of 322 amino acids. Gene Ontology annotation, biological process: pentose-phosphate shunt; carbohydrate metabolic process; pentose-phosphate shunt, non-oxidative branch. The record is from RefSeq and is a predicted model, not a curated record.